AUGAAGACCUCACUGCUCCUUCCAUUUAUCGCUUUGGCCGUCCGGGUCCUGGCAGAUAUCCCUCCCGCAUGCCUUCUCAACGCAGUGAACACACAAGACGAGCCGGGCGACCUGUCAACCGUCUGCGGUGACGACGCGACCGACGUACAAAAGGCAAUCGCGAGCUUGUGCAGUGGCAACGUCGUUUCGGCUGCACAGUCUGCAUUCAUCUCUACUUGCUCUGCCGCGGGUUCUUCAGUCGCUCCCUACACAGCAACAUCUUCAAAUUCUGCAAGCCAAACAUCUGGAGCUGGAACAUUCGUCUACACCACCGCCGUCUACAACUCCGACUGCAGCUGCACCACGACGAUCGUCACCACAGCCACCACCGGCAGUCCUAUCUCGACUGGUCUUGCAACCGCCACAGAUGGAAGUGGUGCUUCCGGGUCCAAUUCAGCAGGCGGUGCAUCAGCGACCGGAAACGCCGCCGCGGAUGCCAAGCAAGUUGGAAGUUUUGCCGCCGCUGUUAUUGCCAUCGCCGGUGUUGUUGCAGUUUUGUAA
Fonsecaea nubica is the source of this 540-nucleotide messenger RNA. RefSeq lists its product as hypothetical. The record is from RefSeq and is a predicted model, not a curated record. The coding region runs from base 1 to 540 and encodes 179 amino acids. The transcript has 2 exons. NCBI's taxonomy places the organism in Eukaryota, Fungi, Ascomycota, Eurotiomycetes, Chaetothyriales, Herpotrichiellaceae.